This is a messenger RNA of Salvelinus sp. IW2-2015, 3995 nucleotides long. RefSeq names its product rho guanine nucleotide exchange factor 19. Gene Ontology annotation, molecular function: guanyl-nucleotide exchange factor activity; protein binding. Lineage: Eukaryota; Metazoa; Chordata; Actinopteri; Salmoniformes; Salmonidae. Gene Ontology annotation, biological process: intracellular signal transduction; activation of GTPase activity. Gene Ontology annotation, cellular component: nucleus; cytoplasm. The record is from RefSeq and is a predicted model, not a curated record.
CAGGGGGCAGAGAGAGUGUGGUGAAAGAGAGAGACCAGAUAGAGUGAGGGGGAGAGAAGAAGGAGAGGAGGAGACGAUACCAAAGCGCCCUGAGCAGCGGAGGAUGUGGUUAGAACCACAGAAGGUCAGAUAUAACAAAGAAUCCUCUUUAGAGGAUGAGGUUAGAGAGCGAGAAAGAGAUAGGCACACUAACAGAUGGAGAGAUAGAAGUGAAGAAGAGGACAGACCCGUGGAACAAAGGACAGGCAGAGAAAAAGAGAGGAAGACAGAGGGAGAAGGACAAGAGGAUAGGUCGGUGGAACAAAGAAUGUCCAUAGACGAAGAGAGAGAAACUGAGAGGGAGGGAGAGAGGGAGAGGUAUUUGGAGAGAGGGUUAAAUGUAGAUGAAGAUGAUGAGACAGAAGCCUGGAGGAGUUAUAGCAGAGGAGAGGAACACCAGACUUACAGCGAUGGAGAGAGAGAGGAACUCUGGCAGAGGGACAGGGAGACGGAGAUAGAGAAUGUGACAGAUAACACAGAGGUUGACAGAGAGGAGGAAGAAGAAAGUGAUAGAUAUACAGAGUGGGAAGGACAGAGAGAUAUAAUCCCUUCCUCUGAGGACGGCUUUAUCACUGUGUGCAGUGGUGGAGAAGAGGAGUUUGAGGACUGCAAAGAAUUCUUGGAGGUUGGGUUCACUAAUCAUGUUACCAGGCAACCUGUUAGCUUUCAGGGGAGCGAGGGAGAGAUGGAGAGAGGUGGAAGGAGAAGACAUGAAAGAGAGAGAGAAAGAACAGAAGAGCAGACAGAGCAAAAAGAUGAUGCAUUGGAGGGAGAGGUGAAUGACGGAAAGGGGAAGAAGCAACCCACCUAUGUAUUCUGUGUGAUUGGACAAACACUGUCCAGGUCAAAACCCAAUCAGACAGCAGUCCUGGGUGACAUGGAAUCAGAGCGGACCAAUCAAAAUCCUGGAUAUGGUCAUAGGGACAGUGGUGACAUCACACACCUCCCUCAUGAGAACCCUUCCAGAGAUGGAGACCAAGGGGCAGAGGAUGAGAGAAAAAUAGUGAGGGAUGAGAUCCAUGUGCCAAAGGGGGAGAGAACAGACACAGAAGAGAGCUCCAUAGUGGACGUAAGUCACACCACCCUAGAACGAGAGAGCGGAGAACGACUGAAGGUCAUGGAGGAGAACCCAUACGCUGAGAUAGAGCGGAGAAACUCUGAGACCGAAAAUCUCCUCAAAGAGUGGAGAGAAAGACAUAAAGAGUACACAGAAACAAGAGAGAGGGACCCAACAGACAGUAGGAGGACAGAACCAGAGAUAGGUCCAUCUUCACAUACCAGUGGAGAUUACCACCACCAUGGGAUCCCUGUAGUUGACCAAGCCACCUCUGACCAGAAUAACCCUGGAGUGAUGAGCCCAGAGGAAGCUGUGGCCAUCCAAAUCUGUAUAAGGGGAGCCUGGAGCACAGAAGAGGAGGCCAAGCGCCACUCCCAGGCCUCACACAUGAAGUGGGCCAAGAACGUAUUGAGCGAGAUCCUUGGCAGUUCGGAGGAACACGCCCUCGGCAACCCCCAGCCAGAGUCACAGGGAGGUCAAGAGGUCAGCCAGACUGCGAGAGGGACCGAGAGGGUAGAAGAGGAGCUAGAGGAAGAAAAGGAUGAGACGCUAGAGGGGGGAGGAGCCUCAACCGUCUACGCCACGGUUCAGAAGAGGACGAAGCGUGGGAGGAAGUCGGUGGAGGCGAGGCUGGCUGAACGGGAGGCAGAGCCAGGGAAAGUGGAGGAUGAGAGAGAUGAGGAGGUGAGCGUCAACUGGGGAGACGUGGACCUGAGGAAUGUCACGGAUACCAUCAGAAUGGAUAGGAGGAACUCCAAAUUUUACAAUUCCCAGCUCUACCAGGAGUACAGUGAGACAGCUCAGAACAGGGAGAUCCUCAGUCAGUCUUGCUCUGACGCCCUCUCCAUCUACGAGGAGCUCCCUGUCCACCUGUCCCCCGUACCCUCCUCCCUGGCCCCCUCGCUCCCUCCGGCCCGCAGGCCCUUACCCCGUCUCCCCCCAGUCAUCCACCCCCACUCUCUGUCCCACUCUGGCUCUACCUCCAGUGGCACCAGUGCCAAGUUCCUGCCCGUACCACAGCCGCCCCAGGCACCCCCAGCCAGGCCUCCCUCUCCCCGCCUCUCCAUCUCCCUCACCCAGUCCCCCAGCCUGUGGCAGGAGAUCCCUGAGGUCAGGACCAGUGCUGAGUUUGGGGAGCUGACUGACGACCAGAGACGCCUGCAGGAGGUGCAGUUUGAGGUUGUAACAUCGGAAGCGUCGUACUGUCGUAGCCUGGACAUUGUGGUGGAUCACUUUGUCAAGUCUAAGCAGCUCGGGGAGCUGUUGACUACUCAGGACAGGAGCUGGCUGUUCUCCAGGCUGGCUGAUGUACGAGCCAUCAGCCACAGUUUUCUGUCGAAGCUGGAAGAGAGGGURGAAUCUGAUAUGAUGCACUUCACCGUGUGUGACAUCAUCGCUCGCCACUGUCAACGCUUCAAGAAGGUCUACGUGCCCUACCUCACCAACCAAUCAUAUCAGGAUGCCACUUACCAGAGACUCAUGGAUGAGAACCAUGGGUUCAGGCGGGUAGUGGAGAAGUUGGAACGCGGUCCAGUGUGUCAGCGUCUUCCUCUUCGCUCCUUCCUCAUCCUCCCCUUCCAGAGGAUCACACGAAUCAAACUCCUUGUGCAGAACAUUGUGAAGAGAACAGCCCAAGGCACAGAGGAGGAGGUCCAGGCCAUCAAAGCUAUGAAGCUACUGGAGAGGUUGAUCCAGGAGAGCAAUGACAGUAUUACUCAAAUGAAGAGCAUUGAGUCGCUGGUCUCUCUCAGUGCCAGAGUGGACUUUGAAUGCAGGACUCUCCCCCUGGUCAGUCAGUCUCGUAGGCUGGUGAGAGAGGGACCGGUGACUGAGAUGAUGGAUUUCUCUCUGAAGGAGACAGAGAGGAGUGUCUACCUUCACCUUUUCAAUGACUACCUGCUGCUGUCGCUGAACAAAGAAGGGGGCAGGUUCACGGUGAUAGACCAUGCUCCAGUGUCAGAACUGAGAGCUGAGAACUGUCGGGUCAAACUGCACUCUCUAGAGAAGAACCUUUUCCGCCUCCACCUUAACAAGAAAGCUCUGCUACUUAGCACCGACACACAAGGUGAUAAACUGCGUUGGAUCUCAGCUGUCUCUAGGCCCCAUCCUGUUAUUGACUACUCUACAGCACAAGACUUCACACAGAUGCAGUGCGUCCGAGCCUUCGUUGCCCACCAACCAGACGAGCUGUCCCUGGAGAAGGCAGAGGUAAUUCUCGUCCACCAGCAGAGCAGCGACGGUUGGGUGGAGGGGACCAGGCUGUCAGACAGACACAGAGGAUGGACUCCUGAGUCCCACUUGGAAACCAUAGCCAGCCUCAGGGUCCGACAGCGCAACCUGUUGGACGCUCUAAAAAUUACCACAGCCACGGCUGCAGUUUGACAAACCAUCCACUGCCUGACUACGCUGGGGGAAUCCUAGUCACUGUGUUACUGGGGACAUAUGGAUUUGGACAGUGGAUGAAACAUAGUGUUUCAGACUGGAGUUGUCCCUCCCGGCCUCACCCUGCUUAUUGGGGAUGAAUGGCAAGGGGAUGAAUGGCGUUAGAGGGGGUGCCUUAGAGAUAGGCACUGGACUGACAUGAAUACCUUUAACACUUACAGGAGUGUCUAUGUAAAUGAUUGGAGGGGUUUGGAGGUGCCUGGGAGUGUCUAGGGUAGCCUUGUAAAUCAAACCCUGGCAAUGAAUGUCGAUGGACUGUUACAGGAUCAUUUGGAAAUCAGCCAUCUAAGAACAUCAGUGGAUUGAGGACCUGUAGCCCCGGAGAAGUACAGAAGUUUCUCCAUAACUACUUUACUUGGGGACUUUAAAAAGACAUGGUAUGGGGCCUCCCGAGUGGCGCAGUGGUCUAAGACACUGCAUCGCAGUGCUAGAGGCUUCACGACAGACCUGGGUUCGA